Messenger RNA from Mollisia scopiformis, 1643 nucleotides. Its product is annotated as FAD dependent oxidoreductase. Gene Ontology annotation, cellular component: cytoplasm. The record is from RefSeq and is a predicted model, not a curated record. Bases 66 to 1442 code for a protein of 458 amino acids. The transcript has 4 exons. Gene Ontology annotation, molecular function: oxidoreductase activity. Lineage: Eukaryota; Fungi; Ascomycota; Leotiomycetes; Helotiales; Mollisiaceae.
AUUUUUACUCGAGUCUUUUUUAUUUGAAGUCAUUGCCAUCUGCUUCGGUAGUCGAAGUCUUUAAUAUGACUCGACUCUCAUUCCGUCCAGUGGAUCCGACAGCGUCAAAGCCAUUUCCAGUUGCGAAUGCAACCUUGCCGUACUGGCGAACAGAACACCAUGAGAUUGAUAGUCACAGAAGCACUGAAGACCUGCCUACAGAAUGCGAUGUUCUUAUAAUUGGGUCCGGCCUAGCUGGAGCUUCUACCGCAUAUUUUCUAACUGACGACAACCCUUCCCCUCCUCGGAUCGUGAUGCUAGAAGCUCGAGAAGUGUGCUCAGGCGCAACAGGUAGAAAUGGCGGUCAUUGUUCCAUGGGAUCUCCAGCCUUCAUUGACUCAGUGAUUCAAAAGCAUGGCCCUGAAGCUGCAAAAGAACUUUUUCUAUUCACGGCAGCGCAGAUAUAUGCCAUGAAGCAUGUUGUGGAGAAAGAAAAGAUCGACUGCGACUACAUGCUGGAUCGUUUUGUUGAGACUUUCUUGAAUCAGUCAGAUGCCGAUAACAUCAAGGAAACUUACGAGGCGCAAUUGAAAGCUGGCCUUGAUUAUAUCAAUGAUGUGGAUAUUGUGAACCCGAAGUAUGUUGAAAAGAUAACUGGGAUCAAAGGUGCCAAAACAGCAACAAGUGUCACAGGAGCACAGCUAUGGCCGUAUAAACUCGUCUCCAGCCUUCUCGCGCGUAUUUUGGAAAAGGGUUGUCUCAAUCUCCAGACACACACUCCCGUUCAUUCAGUCUCUGUAUCACCAAAAGGAAUCAGCAUAGUCAACACGCCACGUGGAUCGAUCCGUGCUGGGAAAGUAGUCUUUGCAACGAAUGCCUAUACAUCUGGAAUUCUUCCACUAUACGCCGAUAAAAUUAUCCCUACGAAAGGAACCAAUUCGCAUAUUUCUGUGCCAAAGGAUACCAAAUUCCCACCUCCUCACUUGAACUUUACUUAUGGAAUCACUUACGAACCGCCUCAGACGAGAGAUUAUCUUAUCCCAAGACCUGAUGGUGGGGUGAUUUGCGGUGGUGCAAAGCACACAUUUUAUGAUGCCAAGGAGCUUUGGUGGGGUAACUUCGAUGAUAGUACACUGUUCCCCAUGGCUUCCACGAGAGACCAUUUUGAAACGGUCAUGCAAGACAAUUUUGUGGGGUGGGAAAAGAGUGGUGCUAAAGUAGACAGAAUAUGGACUGGAAUAAUGGGAAAUACAGCCGAUUCCUUUCCUCACGUCGGACAAGUUCCAGGCCAGCCGAACCACUUCAUCCUUGCUGGAUUCAAUGGUUCCGGCAUGUCGAUGAUAUUCUUGACAGCGAAAGGGGUUGCAAAGAUGGUGAGGGAUGAUGUGGCCUUUGAAGAAAGUGGGAUUCCAAGGCUCUUUAAGACUACUGAGAGCAGGCUGAAGCUUGAGGUAAAACCAUAGUGGGAAAGAUCAAUAGUGUGGUACCUAAAACUGUGGCUUCUUCUUUGGAUACAUAUCAUUAAUCUGAAGGAAAACGUGCGACCACCACGCUGUCGAUUCAGGCAAUGCUAAUAUCGACCACUGACUGUUGUCUAGUCUGUAUCAGCUCUUUACAGAGCUAGGUACACAAAUCAAAUAAAAUCCGGACUCCUUUUACGAAAU